GAUAAUAACGAGGAGCGGUAGGUCUACAACUACAAUAUUACUGGCAUCCAAUAAUAUAACGAGCUAGUGGAAAAAAGAACCAAGGAGAAGUGUAUAGAAAUGGUAGGAUCGUAGUUGGUUACAGUGCGUUUUUCAUUGUGCUCGUCAUACGCAAACUCCGUACUCGCGUUCUCUUUCUCUACUCUGUGCCGUUACCGUACCAGUGUCCCAUUUCGGUGCGCGUUCGAAACGUCCGGCAGAGGCCAACCGCAGCGACGCCGCCGACGAUUGCUCGCUCUCGCUCACUUGCCAACGACACGGUGUUUUUUUUUUUCCCCGUGACGAUUUCCCGUCCUUGUUCUGUGUGCGGUGUGUUGUCUUUACCGAUGGCGCGUAUUACGUUUGGCGACGACGACGACAAUUAAUUAAUUGGUUCUAUUUAUUCUUCGGAGCGCUCUCGCACGACGCGACGGCCGCCGAUCGUUUUUCUUUCUCUUCGGUUUUUUUCCUCGCUAAAACGCGUACCCUCCACACACACCGAAAACAAAAAUGUUCGGCCAUAAACACUCUUGACACAUCUCGGGUAUCCGUCGAUCGUUUUUGCAACCGAGACGGGCCGCGGCACACCAUACUAAUUCAUUCUCACCUUUUAUUUUGUUUUUUUUUUCAUCUCGUUUUACUGUCGUAAUUUAAUCAUUAACUUAUAUCCGUACGCGUUCAAACAUAUAAUAUUAAACUACUAUCCCGUGAAAAACCAAAAUUAAAAUUGUCGAAAUAUGGGAAAUCACAACAGUUUCAAUAUAAACCACAAAGAACAAUUGCACUCGGCCAGGAUUAAUUCCCUUAACAAGGAUCCAACGCUGGGCAUGUUACCUAUGGAGAAACUUGGAAAGGUACUGCAAUGUUUUUAUUAUGUUCACCAAUUCCUCAUUAUCUAUUUAGCUAUUUUGAUAAGGUGUGGUUUAAUUUCAUGUCGUUUUGACUCUUGCCUUUGAUGAGAUUAAAAUAACAAUGAACAAUAAUAACUCGAUGUGCAUUUUUGAACGGAUAAAGUCAGUUUGUUUCAUGGAAUUUUUUUUAUUUAUUAAUAUUUUAAAGUAACCAACUAUUUCAUACCUAAGAUGAUGUCUGUUAUUAUUGGUACCUAGGUACUUUGUGUCAAAUUACUAAUUAGAUAAUAUUCCUAUAUUCACCUAUUUAUAUUUUCAAUAUCCACUUAAAUUUCUAAUUAGUACGAAUUCGUUUUUAUUUAAUAGAUACUCUCUAAAAUUGUGGAGAUACUUAGAUACCCAAAAUUUAAUUAAUGCAUUUUUCACAUAAAGAAAGAAGUACUAUCCAUUCCACUAGGGUUUUCUUCUCGAUAUCUAAGUAACUUAUAAAGGUAUUCACCACAUUACUAUAGCCAUAGGUACUAUACAAACUUAUAUUGUUAUUUAAAUUAAUUCAGGUACCUAUCUCUUGAUUGCCUCCAACUUCCCAGGGGAAACAUCACCUCAAGGAUAUUCAAGAUGCAUUUUUUCUUCAUUCUCAUGUAUAAUUUACAAUGAAAUUAUAUUUUUCCUGGUUAUUUUAUAUUCUAACUAACCCCAUUAGGACCAAAAGUCAGGGUGAAAUUGAUAUUGCAUAUAUAUAUAUGGUUUGAAUACGUAACGCUAUUAUUUUAUUUAGGUUAACAUCAGUUAAUGAUAAACAUCUUUAAAAAAGAGCUCAAUUUAAUACUGAGUUGUUUAAUUGUAUAGGUAUACCUAGUUAUAGAUGCUAAUCUCAAUUUAUUCUACCUACCUAGUUUGAGUAAAAUUUAACUUUUUACCCGUUUAAUUGGGCUUUUAUUGUUUAUCACUAAAAUACAUGCACAUAGAUCUUAAGUAGGUAUAUAGAAGGUAUAUAUCUUAGGUAGGUAGGUACUUUUAUAAAAUUUACUAUGCGGGUACUAUCAAAGGUACCUAUUAUCACUAACAUUAAUUAUUUAAAUUAAUUUUUGUAUUUGGUUUUAAUACGGUCUAUUAAUUACAGAAAACUUAAAAGACAAAGAUUUUCUUUAGCUAGGUACCCACUUUAGAAAAAAAUAGGUUACCUAUAAUUUAAAUAUCUACUUAAUAGUUAUGAAUAAAUAAGAUAAUAUGUAUUGCUUAUAAAUUAUAAUUUAAGAAACAUAUAAAUAGAUAUCUAAUCUAAUCUAGGGUAUAUAAAAUAAAAAAUUAUUAAUUAUGGAUGCUUCACUUCUGAGCACCUAUCUUAGAUCUGCACCUGGGUUUUAUCAUCUUUUAUAAAGGUAGAAUACUUCAAUGUUUUUAUUGUAUCUUAUAGUUACCUUAUACAGACUAAAUUGUACAUUGAAUGAUCACUGUUGGGCACAAGUCUUUUUCUCAUUAAUAAAUAAAUAAGAUGAUGAAUUUUAUAAAACAAUAAAUAAUACCUAUAAUCUCGCCUAGAAAAAUUCCCCAUAUUACCUACUAACUAAUGUUUAUUUAAUUACCUAGGUUUAUUUUUUAAUUGUUGCGGUAGUAAAUAUUAUAUUAUUAUAUAUACUUAUUAAUAUGUUUCACAGUGGGGUAGGGAUUAAUGUACCUAUUUAUAAUUGUGCUUAUAAUACUUAUAGAUUUAAGUUCAAAAGCAAUUUUAUGGUAACUCCCCGCCUAAAGUGUUUUGGAUCAUAAGGUCAGAACCAAAUAAAUGUAGUCAAAAAUAAUUAGGUAAUAUAAAAGUUUAGAUUAAAACUAUUUGGCGUUUCUUUUGAAUUUUUAAUAAGUACCUACUUUUUUUUUUGUAAACAAACCAUACAAAAACCAGUUAGUAAUACGAUAGUUACCUAUAUUUAAACAUAGAAUUUUAAAUAUAUAUUUUCCAUGGAAAAAAUAUUAGUACAACAAAAUAAAUUAUAAUUAUAUACUUCAUUUGUAUUAUUACAGUUACUGGUUCAAAAGAGUUUGGAAGAAGAUUCAAUUAAUGGAAUUGGUUGUGGAGUAUUUAAGGUAGGUACCUACUUAUUAAUUUUAUUUUAAUUUUGGUUUAUAUUUGUAAACAAACUGUAGUUCAAUCAAAUAAAUAAGUUCUGUUUUGACUAUAAUAAAACAUCUAAUUUUUAUAAUAUUUAGUUAGCUUUUAAACAUUAUUUUGAAUUGUAUUACACAAUUUGAUAUCUUUAAUAUUUAUUUUAACCGUGUAUAAUUCAAUAUUUUUUAAGCGAUACUUGUUCCCACAAUAUCCUGAGAUGGCUCGUAAACUUUUUGCAUUUCUGGUAACAUCUUCUGGUGGUCCUGCUUCUUCCCAUGUUAUUAGUUAUUCAAACUUUAAAGCCCAAACGGAGCGUUUGCUGAGUGUUUUGGCUGAUGACCGCCAAGUAUUGAUGUACGUCACGGUGAGCGAGUCUUAAUCAUUUUUUAUUUGUAGUUGAGAAUAAUAAAAUAAUUGGUAUAAUAUUAUGUAAGUGUUAAAAUAAAUUUUUUACUUAUAGAUCAACUAUAUUGAGUAUAGUAUGGUAUCUUAAUGAUUUCUUUAAACAAUUAAAAUAAAUCUUUGGAAUAGUUUGCAAAAUAUGUAUUCUCAUUCAUACUUCUGUAAAUGUCAAAAUAAAUACAAUUUAAUUUAGCCUUUAAUUUUCCAUUUAUUUUAAAUUAAAAUCCAAGCCAAUCAUAAACUAUUAAAAUGAGUAGCAAUAUAGUUGAUGCAGUAUUUUAAUUUAAACAUUGUUAUUUAAAUUGUUAUACAUAAAAUUUUUGUUUGGAAUUUUUUGUCAAAUAAUUAUAUAUUUUAUAUUUUUAUUUUUUCGAAAAUUAAUAACAGAUAGGUGCCCUUGAAAAUUUUAGUUAUCUAAUUUAACCUCUGUAUGCUUUAUUAUUCUAUUCGUCAAUGAUAAUAAACGAUUCAGUACCACCAGUUACUAGUUAGUAUCACACAGAUUUUUUUUUAUUUAACUCUUUAGAAAACUGAUAGUAGCUUACUAUCAUACUAUAUUAUCAUUUAUUUUGUUUUUUAGGAUCACGUUAUAAAAGCAUGAUCAUAGUAUUCUGUCCUGCCAAGUUUAAAUAUUACAUGAUUAGUAUUAAGUUAGUAAUUGUCAGAGAAAUUUAAUACCAUGAAACAUUAGGCAACAUAAAUCAUCAUUUCGACACGUUGCAUAAUUUAAUUUCCUAAUAGGCGCAAAAAUUAACUAAGAUUAAAACUGUUAAAUAACAACUGUAAUUAUAUGAAGUGGUAUCAAAUUAACUAUUAAGUUAACUAUAUAGUUUAAUUCUGUUUAUAAUAUCCACGGACACUUUAUGAUAAAAAUUAAAUAUUUAAUUUUUAAUUUUGACCUUAGCAAAGUGUAUUAUGUACAUAAGCUAUAAUAGUGGGUGUAUAUUUUUUUUUACAUAUUUCCGUAUAAGAAUUCACUAAAUCUUAUUCAUUCCAUUAUAAUGGAUUUAAUAUAUUCAUUUUUUGGUAUCUUUUAAAAACAAAAAAAGAAAUUGACAUUAAACUAAUUUUUUACAAUAGUGUAGUAAUUCAGAUAAUAAUUCUCAAAUUAAUGACUGGAUUAUUAUUCGAAAAACCAUCAUAUAAAUCAUAUGAAUCUCAAGUAAUUAUUCAAUAUUGUUUAAUUUUAGUUAUGAAAUUUUGAUGAAAAUGCAAUGCUGUUUUGAAUUUAUUAAUUCAACAAAAGUUAAUAAUUUUAAAAUUGAAUAUAAGUUCAUUCAUAUCGUAUCAUUAUAAUUAAAUUUUUCAAUAUCUCAAAAAUAAUAUUUUAUAUAUUCAGAUUUAAAUAAUAAUUUAUUUCUAUAAUUCCAUGAAAUUUUUAUAUUUUAUUAUCUAGUUAAUAUUUGUAUAAUUUAACAAACACAUUUAUCGUAAUUUAUUAUUUCUACCUAUCUAUUUGAUUUUUAUUAUUAUUAAUUUAUAUACAUAGGGCUCUACCCAAAAUGAUAUAUAAGUAGCUCUAAAUGGCUUAAUUGAUCUACCCCAAAACUGACUUAUAAAUAGCUACUAAUAUUACAUAUAUGUAUUAUUUUUAAUAUGAAUUUAAUUAAAAUAGGGAUGUAUAAUUUGAUAAUUAAAUUUGUCUUUAUUCAAAAAUAUUUGAAAAACUGUUAAGAUAUCUUUUAAAGUUAUUUCACUUGAAAAUAUAUUAAAUUGUUCAGUUAUUCAUGUAUAUAUAUAUUAUUUUAGAUAAUUUUUGAUUAUUUAUAGAUGAAAUAGAUCCAUAUUUAUUAUACCUACACAAUAUUUGAUUAACCUAUUUAGUUUUUUUGAAUUAAAUAAUUAUGUAUACAUUAUAUUGUUUUAUAUAAUUGUUUAAUAAAAAAAGUAUAUACCAGGUAAUAAUACUUGUUAAAACAAAUAUUUGUAUAAAUAUUAUAUUUAGUGGUCUAUUGUCUUCAGUGUAUAUUAUCAGAUUUUAUAAAAUUAUUAAAUAUUAAUAGCUUAAACAAAUAUAUCAGGACUUUGAUCUUGUAAGUCUACACAAGGUUAAAUAUGGAAUGUUCAGUAUUUAAUAUGUUUUGAUUAAAAACUUAUUAUCGGUGACUAUAUAAUAUUGUAGAAUUGGCAAAUUGCUUAAUAGUAUAUUAGUAGUAUAUCAUUGAAAUGUUGUCCAAUCAGCAGAUUUAUAUUGAUAUUAGUAAUGCUUUUUAUCAAUAACUUGAUUUAAUACUUGACAGUAUCAAUAUUGAAUGAAAAUUUAUACCUACUUUGGUUAACAUUGUAAACAUAAUUUUAUUAAGAAAUUCUUCUGUUAUUAUUUGUGUAUUACACAUAUACAUAUUAUUAUUAAUUGAUACUUGCAUAAUAUAUAUUAUUUGUAAUUAAUAUUCGUGGUUUUGAAAAGGUAAUUCAAUAAUACCAUAGUAAGUAAAUGAUUAUUAUCUUUCAUACAACUUUAUUAUCAUAACAAAAUUAGUUUUACACAAUUAUUUUUUCUUUUAAAAUUCAUAAUUUAUUAUUUAAUUUUUACAUGAUAAUGUACAGUUAUCCUUACUACAAGUAUAUAGCAAAUUUAUUAUUUGUAUAUUAUUUAUCAAACUCUCAUUACUGUGUUAAAUUUAGUUCUUAACAAAUUUAUUAUACAGGCUUUAUAAUUGGAUUAUCUCUUUGGAUUGUUUAUACAUAUUUAAUCUCCCCAUACAGUUUUUAAUAUAGUUUCAAUUUAAACUACUUACUUGAGAGCUAAUCAUUUGAAAAAUAUGAUUUAAAUUUCAAAAAAAAAAUAUUUUUUAAAUUUACAUCACACGCAUUAUGCAUUAUUAAAGCAACAAAAAAAAAACUCGUGCUAAUGUACCCUUGCCCUUGGUUUUUAAACACGUGUGAAAUGUUCAGUAAACAAUUAAUUUGUUGACAGCUGUGUAUAUUAUCAUAACCACUAUUAUACUAAGUAGUGCCAAUAAAUUUUUUAAUAAUAAAGUAGUUAAUUUACAGGAUGUGUGAUAAUUUAUGGUCUCCAAUUACUAACGUACAUUGUAAUAAAUGACAAAUAGGGAGUAUUAUGCUCUUUAGAACAAAAUAGUGUAUUAUAAUCUCUUCCUACACUGAAUAAAAGACUCAUUCCUAUAAUUAGUUUUGGUAAAAGUUGAAGCCUUUUUUAAUAAAACUUAAUCAUAAUACCUUAAAUGCCAAUAAACAUCAUAUUGAACUAUUUUUGAACUUGAUAUGUUAUUGAUAUUUUUAUAAAUGAUCACUAUACACUUGAUGAUUGAUAAUGGUCUUCUUUAACCAUACAACACCUUAAGAAUAUUCCUCUUUUUUUACUAUUUCUGGUUGUUAGAUGUAUGCUGAUGGAAAAGAAGAAAUUGAUCAAGAUCAAUUUCGGGAUCUACUAAUAGCUGUCUAUAAACUAGCAAUGGAUCACUAUCCUGAAGGGCCUCAAUCAUGUCGUUUUAUAUUUAAAACUGUUCAAUCAGUUGUUGACUCUGCAGUGAGUUUUUUUUAAAAAACUUAAUUGUACCUGCUUAUUUUUAUUAAUUUAAUUGGAUUUAAUUUUCAGUUUCAUAAAAAAUUAAUACUGAAAGUGGGUUAUUUAACUAAUUGGAUUCUACAACAUUGCCCACGUUUAAUUGUCUUACUUCAUCGGUAUAUUGUUCACAUUUUAUCAACCGGUUACAGAUCCGUUAUUGAAAAGUGUCCAUAUUCCAAACCUAAUGUAAGUAUAUAUUUUUAUAAUUAUUUUUUAUUUAGGGGAAACAAUAUAAUAAUUUUGACUAUUAUUCUAUUUUGUUAUUACCUCAUUAGGAAAACGAACCUAAUGUGAGUAAAGUUUACUGAAUUGUUUGUAAAUUACCUGUACAAUAAUUUUUUUUGUACUUCAUUGCAGGAUCUCGAAUUAACAACACCAGUUCUUGAAAAAGAAAAUGAGUUCAAAGCUGAAAAGAAUCCAUUAUUGCCAUUGUCUCAAGUGUGGAUAUUAUCUACAACAUUACCAGCAUUAUAUACUCAACCAAUUUUGCAUUCCAAACCAACACCAAAUUGUUUCAACACUCAAAACUUCUUAUCAAAAUUUGUAAGUUAUUAACUUAAAUUAUAUUAAAAUAUAUUGCAUGGGGAAAUUCAGAGUAAUUAUUAGUUUUAAUUGUAGUUGAGAAUUUAAAUUUUCUUUAGAUAUAUAAAAAUAUAUUAAAAUAAUAAAAGCUCAAAAUUAUUUAUUAUAUCUUUAUAAAACUAUACAGAGUCCACAUUACUUCACAUUACGAAGACUCAAAAAAUGUAAUAACUAAUAACUUUUAUUCUGUUUAAUAUGUAAAAAAAUUGUAUUUAUUUUUUUUAAUAACUACUAAAGCCUAUUUUAGAUUCAUAGCAUAGCAAGGGUUUACUAUGAUUUUUUUUAUUCUGUCAAUAAGUAACUUUUACACAGGCAAUUUUUGCUCUAAUCGAAAAAUUGCAUGAGAACUUUUUUGAUACAUUAUGAAUCUAGUUAGUGCAUUGGAGAAAUCAUUUUUUUUUGAUUUUCCAAGGGGUUUUCAUUUUAAGAACAAUGUAAUUGGUAACACAGUGGGGCGUCCUAAAUAUUUGCAGUUUUACCUAUAAGUUGUACAUGAUUUUUCCCAAUUAUAUUCAAAAUUCAUCAAAAAAGAUCAUUUGUUAUUUUUCGAUUGGAGCGAGUUUACUUUUCGAAAAGUUGUUUACAGACAAAAAAAAAUACAUAUGCAUAAUAAAAUCAAGUAAAAUUGAAUGCCAAUUAUAAAUAAUUAUUUUUAAUUCUAUGAUCUGGCCCAUUUGAUUUUAAAUAUCUACAAAUUGGCUCUUUAGUAACUUUGAGUUGUCCAUCUCUGCUAUUGAUAAUCAUAAAUUUAAAUUUAUUUAAAAAUAAAAAAUAAUCUAUUAGAUAUAAGAUUUUUUGAAACAACUUUGAGUUUAAAUAAAAUUUGAAUAAUUAAUUAUUUUGUAUAAUGUUCACUUUAACUGUGCUAAAUUGAAAGAAUUUCAUGUUUUUGAAAAUUUGUAUGAUGAGGUGUCAAUUUUGGUUUUAAAUUAGUGCACGGUAUGCACGAUAUGGCGCGGCAGAUCACGAGAUGCGACGCGUCGUGUUCUUGUUAAGCCGCGCUAAACAUUGCUUCUACUUAGGAUUGGUGGGUGAUCAAUGAUUGUCCGAGUAUUAAAGCGAUGUAUCCUCCCUUUAAGGUGUUGUAGGUAUGUAUACAUUGUAUGAUGUGAUUUUCGAAUUCAAUAAAAUAUAAAAAUAAAUAAAUACCUAAUAGAUGGUUUCAGAAUUAUUUGUACUAGGUAACCAGUAUUUUUUUGAAUUAUAAAGUGGCAUCAAAAUUGUAUUGUAUUUUGUUAAGUUUUGACUUUUAUGUUCCUUAAAGUGCUAUUAACAAUCAAAUUUGAUAAAUUAUUAAUUUAGUGUAAAACUUGAUAACACCUCUCGAUUUUUUGACCUCGGAAAACACUGUUUUGAUAUACUGUCAAGAUUCCUAACCUAGCGUGACGACCGUGACAUCAAGUUUUGGAAAUUGUGAAAUUCAUUCAAUAUCAAUAUAAGGAUUUUUUAAAGUCGAUCCACUUUUCAUUAAUCUAUGAGAAAAAAAAAUAUUUAACUGUCUGAAAAUGUAAAUACGUAUAAAAUUGAAGAUGUAUAACUUUUUGUAUGUAUCAAUCAUUUUUUUAAUAAAUUAAAAAAUACGGACAUAAUUCACACGAUGGGUAGGCUACUAUUUUAGGUGUGAAGUUGGGUAGGUAGUGGGGAAACUUAAUGUAUAUCUGUACACAACGAUUAAUCAUUUUUAACGAAAAACGAUUCUGAACGGAGUUUAGUUAAGGACAGGCUUAUACACCGCGGCGUUUUCCAACGGCCAAGCUAUUAAAGACGUAUCCGUCGAGCCCAUAGUUAUUAUAUCAAUAAUAUUAACAUAUUCAUUGCAAUCGAAUAGCACAAAUUAAUAAUAGACACUCAUCAAUCGAUCAUUUGUACUAGUCAGUAAUUAACUAUUGUUCGUAGGAGUAGGUUUGUCAUUAUGCCAAAAAUAUUUACUUAGACAUUUUGAUACUACUUAUCAAAUAUAAAAUAAUCUAACAUUUUUCUUUACCUAUAUUAAAAUUAACACAAUAUAGGUUAUACGUAAUGUAUGUAGGUACCUAUAUAUAAAAUAUUUAAUUUAUUUAUUAUUUAUUGAGUAGGUAAUUAAAUUGAAUAGAUAAAAUAUUGUAUUUAUAAAAUUAUGAUGUAAAUGCAGAGUUUUCCGUCACCAGUAUAGCCCAUUCUAAUUUAAAACAAUGUAACAAUAGGAAUUAGCGUUUUUAUUACUUCGGCGUUCGUCCGCCAAAAUGAAAGCAAACCGGCGUUUUCCGCCGUGGAUAAAAACGCGGCGUGGGGUUAAGUUAGGUUAGGUUACGAAACCUAACUAAUGCAUUUUGAAUUCGACGGAAAACGCCGCAGAGUACACAGCAUUCGAAACGAGGAGGAAUAUGCCGUGUAUAGCCCUAGCCUAAUAGUGUUGCUUCUUAAUAUUUACAAAUUUCAUCAAAAUUUGAUAUUGCUGCAAUUAUUUUUAAGAAAAAAUGUUUACAUUAAACUCAAAUUAUUCUUUUUUGACUACAUAGUACGACUUAUUAUGAAUCUUCUGUUAAAUUGUCUAUCAUUUUUGUUUGGUCUAACAUUUUUAUCCCUAGCGUACUUACCGAACAAAAAUUACGUAAAAUUAAAUAGCUCAAAAAUGGCUACGUUUUGAAAAUUUUUACAUCUAGAAAAGGAUAGGUUAGUAAUUUAAUUUUUCUGUCCAAACUUAACGUCAUUAAAAAUGUCUUUAACUGAAUAAAAACAAAACAAAAUAUAAAUAACAUUUAAAAAUGUACAUUUCGUACAUUUUCCGUUUUUCUCAUUUAUUAUGAAAACAGCUGGGAAAACCAUUAAUAAAUUAUUAACUACAUUUUCGUUGAUGAUCACGUUUCAUUAUAUUUCUUCAUUGAAGCAAAACAUUCAUCGCAAAUUCCUAAUUCGCGUGAAAGUUGAAUUAAAAUUUUACCUUUUAUAUUAAUCAGUGUUAGCUGAAUAUCGUAACUAAAAUAAUAAUAUGUAAAUUCGUAUUUAAAACAUGUGACUGACCGUUGGUAACCCUCUUUUUAAAACCAGUUUUAUUAACGGUAAAACGUGCAAAAAAAAUUCAAUAUUUUACGAUUGAAUAAUCGAUAAAUUAUUACCUGUACGUAUAUAGGUAUAUUGUAUGUAUAGGUAGUUGGUUAAAACUAAAUUCGUAACUCAAGAAUAGGUAAUAUCGAUUAUAACUAUAAUCUCUAAAAUCAUCCAAUCGUUUAUUUACCCACGAAAUAGUAAUAAUAUUGUGCUCUUUUGUAUACAAAUCGAUAGUUGAACAAUAUUGUGUUUUUUCACGAUUUUUGAAUUUACAAAUUGUAUUAAAUAAUGAGAAAACGGAAGUUAGAAAUUUGUCAUGCAUCGUUUAUUUCGGAAUUUUUUAAAAAAAAAAAAAAAAUCAACGCAAAAAUAUCUUAUUAACUAGGUACCAUUUAAAAAACGAUUCUUUUCAAAGAUCGGGCUUUAAAUUUAAAUACUCAAUUUUAGUCGUCUUUACAAGAUAAAUGAUAUUUUUGAGCGAAUGUUUAGAUUAAAAUAAUUGCGCUUUAGAACUCUCGGAAUUAUUUUCUGAAUGUGUAACUAUAUAAUAUUAACGUAAUUUAAAUUUUAAAAUACUAUAAUACACCACUAUCCUGUGACGAGGUAAGCGAAACUGAAUAGUUUACCCUCGCCUGUCUGCUGUUCUCAUUGUUUAAUUGAUAGUUGUUCGAUAAGAAUAGUUGUCGCAUCCGUAUUUGCUGUCCUUGAUAACACGCGUUUUAAAAUCCAUGUCCAUCAGGUAAAUCCAGUAGGUAGUUUGAUUCCUAGGUUAACAUUAUAGUGUAAUAAUAACAACAUUGUAUAUUGAUCUAUUACUUAUGUAUACUUGUAUAGGGGUAAUUAAUAUAUUGUUCAAUAUUUCCACGGGAAGUUCAAGAUUGUUGUAAUGAUUUGUUUUUAAACUUUUAUUAUUUUACAGGAAUCUAUAAGGAUACAAAUAUUUCAAUAUAAACGUGUUACGUUUAGAUGUUAAGUUACAAACAAAAAUGUUCCUAUCUCGUUACAUAUAUUAUUAUAGUCCUUAUUAAUCUGUACUAUAGGGGAUCUUCAUUUGUUCGAACUGAGUAAACUAAUAUUUCGAUAUAUUACGUGCUCGUAUAAGAUAUACGAGGACAACAAAUGCGGGUGUGACGGUUUUUUAAAAGUUUCCAUUUGCCAAGUAGGUAUAUGAUAAAAUCCUUGUACGUCUGUCGUAUCCGUCUAACUUCCCGGUCUCUCUGUUUUUCGUUUUCGUGAUAAUACAUACAUUACAAUCGUUCAGUUUAUUCUGUAAAACCAUUGUAGACUCUCGCGUUAAAUACCGUAAAAUAUAAAUGCAAUUGCCCUGUAGUAGAAAAUACUUGAAUCUCGUUUAUACACAUCUACAGAAACCUAAAAUCUAGCACGCAUCGAAAGUGUACUGUAAGUAGGUACUUGUAUACACUUAUUUGUACUCGACAUAUUUUAUUUUAUUAAUAUAAACAAAAAUAGUAUAUUAGAAUUUAUUCGAACAAUAUAGGUUAGAAAUAAAAUGUAUAAUAUUUAAAUAAGAAACUAUCGCUGUAAUUUAUAAAACAUAAAAUGUUACACAAUUCAAUGUCUCUACGUAAAAAAAUGAUCGUGGUCGUUAUAAUAUAAGGUCGCUUGCACUCUAUUCGUGGAACAUUAUUAAUAAAAAUAAUAAAUACUAUAUAUAAUUUCUGAGUUCAUAUUCCGUGUGUUCCUGAAUCAAUCUGAUAGGAAAUAGAAUCUGAUUGGGCGAAUAAACGAAUGACUGUCUCGUGGUGGCCGCUCAGUUAAUUUAAGAACAUUAUUUUCUUAUUAUUUUUUUUUUUUUUCUGUAAACUCUUCUCAAUUAGAUACCUAAUAAAUAAUAUAUUACGUAACAGUUCAUUUUCAAAGAAAUUUAUAUCUCUGUACCAUUUUGUUCAAACAAAUUACCUAUAGUGUUAAUUUUUUUUUCUCUUUGUACAAAACAAAUAAUUGAUACACUAAAUAUUUAAAAUGUGAUAAGUCACGAUGAUUAAAAUAUGACUCACUAUGAAUCGUAAUAAUUAUAAGUAUUUUAUAUUACAUUUAACAAAGUCGUUCAUUAGAUUUUUAUUUAGAUUCUCUGCGAAGCGAUGAAUCUAGGUUUUGGUUUUAUUAUGAUAAUAUGUGAUACUUUAUUUUUUAUUUUUUGUGUCUGUAAAACACUUCUACCAGAAAUCUUGCUCCAAUCAAAAAAACGGCAAGAGUGCUUUUUGUAGAAUUUAGGAUCUAAUUGGUGUAUUGAAAUUACUAUUCUAUGUACGCAACGAUAAAUCAUUGUUAACGAAAUACGAUUCUAAGAAGUUCGAAUAAACAUGCGUUUUGAAAUGCAGUAGUUUUAAACAAUUUUCGUCAACAUUUGAACUUAAAACGCGUCUAUAAAAACGAUUACUUUAAGGUAAACUUUUUUUUGAAUCUAGUAAAUUGUAAUUAUUUCUGAUUUUCCCAAAUAUUUUUUUCCGCCGUAAAACUAAAUAAUAAAACAAAAUCCAAAAAUAUCGAUUACUAUAAGUAGCUCAAAAAUCGCCAGAAUAUUUUAAAAUUUUAAAUUCGUAAAUAAUGAAACCGUUAUUUUUAUAGACUUUCCGGUUUUGUCUUACUUUUUUCCAAGUAUUAAGAAAACUACAAGGAAAAUCAAAAACGACCUCCAUAUGCCCUAACUAAGCAAAAUUUUCUUUCAGAAAAAAUGCAAGAUUUCUAGUAGAAUAGUAAAAUCGAAUAUAGUAAAACUUUUACUACCUACCUCGAAUAAUUGGUCCGUUUUGGUUUUUCCAAUUGUUAUAAAAAGUGUUUGAAAAAUUAUUAAAAGAACCCCCAUAAUGUAACAGCUAGAUCAAAAUUUUGUUAUAAAGUUUCAAUAACAAAAAUUCGCGCACAAAUAAAACCAAUAUAAUAUUUCUCUCUCUGUUCAGGAUCUGCAAUCGUACUUUACUAAAUAAAUUGAAGCGAUGAUCAUGUGUUCAUAUGGACGUUCUGAAACAAGAAUAACUUUUUCGGCCACUGGAAGAAUGUGUCUUUCGGCAACUUUGGAUAAUUAGAUAUUAAAAUAAUUAAAUAAUUAAUUUGUUUCCGAAAUACUUACAAUCUUAAAUGUUAAUUUUUAUUUUCAUCAUCGGGUUUUCUUGGACAACAGUUUUAAAAAAAAAAAAAGGAAUACGAAUCAAUGUUAAAACUUGAAUUCCCAACUUUACACUUGCAUCGAUAUUUGUUUUUAAUUUAUCAUUACAUUCUGGAUCUACCCUAAAUUUGACGCACUUGCAAGUGCAAUGUUUCCCAACCUUUUUUGACAUUGACAUAAAACAGCAGGAACAUUUAAAUAAGCUAAUGAAACUCGUUAAAUUUUUAUCUGACCAAACGCAGAAAAUAUCGUAGGUACGUAAAAGUAUAUUUUCCAAAAGCCAAUGUAUCCGAGUGGUUCUAAUAAUCGUGUUUUGACUCUUCAAAUAAAAUAGUAAGAAAAAUUAUAAUAAUAAAAUUAUCACCUUACUAGUUAUACCUUCUAUUGAUCUUAUAAAUAUAUCAAAAGAUAAUAUUUGGCUCUCUUCGAUUUUUAUAUUUGUCGAUUAUACGUAUUAUGGUUUUAUUUUACCUAAUAUAUAUAUAAUAUGCAAUGAGUAAAUAGUAAAAUUAAACUUUAAUUUAAAUCUUUUUGAAAAAAAUAAUACAUAGGUGUCAGACCGUAUGUAAUAUAUUUUAUUGUUUCAUUUUUUUCGUGGCUUGCUAAUGAUUUUUUAACAAGACAAAUUGUUCAUUUAACCCCCUUAUAUACUAUUAUUAUAUUUCAAGGAUUUUAAGGUUUGUUUCGUGAUUUAUUUACUAAAGUACAUUUCGUAAUAAUACACAUAUAAUAAUAGAAAGUAGUGAAUAUUAAAAAGUAUACGUGUAAAAUGUACACAUACAGGGUGGUCGAUUUUACGCAAUACACUGACUAAUUUAUCUCGGAAAAUUUUUUUGGAAUAACCAUAUUGGUGGAUUCAAAUUACUUGCAAGUUUUAGUUCUUUAACAUUUUACAUUAGCCAAGCAAGUUUUUUGUCAUUCCUCAUGUUUCACAGUGAAACCAUUGUCGACUUUUGAUUUUAAAAUUACGCGUCUUGUAAACAAACAAAAGUCUAUACAUUUUUAAUUGAAAUAAAUUAUUGAAAUUUUUAAUUUUGAUCGGUAUUCCGAUUUCUAAUUUGGUCUUUUUGAAAUAUACAGUUUUAUUCUUUUUAAAAACCCAAAAUUCCUUUUGUAUUGCUCAUUUAUGUUCAAAUUGAAUAAUAAUAAUCAGUAAUUAGCCUAAUUAAGAUGGUCUAAUUAUUAACUACCUAGAUGUAAAAUAAUACCAUUGAUUAUAAACCAUUUAAGUACUAAUUAUAAAUAAUGAUAAUAUCAAGACACUACCGCACAGAUAAACAAGAAAACAAUAUUCACUAUUCAAAAAUUUGAAGAGCUACAUUAAGCUACGGGUCAGUGAAAUUUAAAUCUAUAAACAAAAUUAUAUUACUAAAAUAAUAAUAAUAAUAAUUGUACAUGAUAUUACAAAUAGGUAUGAGUUGCCAUUUGAAAAUAAAAAGUAUUUAUAACACUUAUUAUGUAAAUAAUAAAUACCUAUGCAAUCAUUCUUAAUAUUUAAAAUUCCUCCAAAAAACAAAAAAAAAAUUAAUAUAAUAAGCUUAUUUUACAAAAAAUCGACUACCAUAUAUAUAUAUAUAUAUUUGAACUCUGUAAUUUUGACAAAAUGUACAAGUAUGGUAUCUUAUGUAGGUAUUUUAUAAUAUUAUAAAUUAUACUAUAAAAAUAUAUACCUAUAUUAAUAAAUAAAUAAAUGAAUGUGACACCUGAAGUAUUAUGAUAUGUGUUUCGAAUUAAAAAUUCAUCCUCAGAUAAAAUUACAAAAUCAAAAAGUAAACCGCGACUAUUUAUACUUAAAUAAAAUAAAUGAAGGAAUACAUAGAGAAAAGAUUAUUUAUAUUUCUUAACAUAUCUAUGUCUAAUUAAUAACUCAUUUUAAAUAAUCUCUCUUAUUAAAAUAAAUUAUUUCUAUGCAAAACAAACAAUUUGAAUAAUUUUACUUAUUUAUUUAUAUAUAUUUAUUUACGAAUAUUAACCAUUUUAUAAUUUUUUAAAAGAUAUAUUUUGAAUAAUGAAACUUAGUAAGCCAGUUAUAAAUGUGACCAUGAUACAUUAUUGAGCUGUUAAGGUCAAUGUCGACUGUCCUUGACGAGUAAAUGUAAAUCCAUAUAGACACAGAUGAUUUUCCGAUGACGGUUUUCAUUUUAUUUAAACAAUAAUUAUUUUCUGCUUACGUUGAAAUAAAAAAAAUUUGGUGUACAAUAUUAUAUUUAUUGUAUUCAGAUGAACCAGGUAUCUUAAUAUUUUUGAAUACAAUGAAUAUUUAAAAGACAAUAAUAUAGACUAUAUUUUAACAAAUUUCCUCUAACAUUUACCAAAGGUAAUAUUAGUUAUUGAUUUUUUCUGUUGCUUUGGAUUUCAAAAAAACAUUUUAUAGUGUGACUGUGUAAACACUAAACAGAUAUGUGUACAUAAUAUAUGACCAGAUGCAUUAAUAUGUAGCCGGCAAGAUAAGCUAUAUCUAGACCUUUUACAUACUUGUCUAUUAUUACUCAUCUAUUACAUGUCUAUUCUUAUAAAAAUACAUUUCUACAGACAAUAUUUAUAUAAAUGUACUUAUAAUGUAAACAUUUUUAUAACACAAUACUGUAAUUGAAUUGUAAUAAUUUUAAUUAAAUUUUUUAUUGACUUUUUAAUAAAUUGUUUGAUUUAAGUACAAUAUUAAUAUUGUUAUUAAAGACUUUAACACUUUUAAAUCUUUCAAUUUAAUCAUCUGUAUUUAUUUACUUAUAACAACAUGAUUAAUAUUUUAUGAAUAGUAAUAAGUAGUAAUUGAGCUACAUUAAGUGAUGAACAAACUGAAAUCAAAGUUAGUGAACAUUUUAAGUUGGUAUAAAACAUGUUUUGUUUCUUAUGUGACAAUAAAUAUAAUAUGUAGAACUAAUUAUAUUUAACUAAUUUUAUGAACAAGCAUUUAAAUUAAAAAGCUUAAACUAUUAAUUAAUAAUCAGUAUCCAUCUAAAUGUAGUAGUACAAAAAAUAACUGCACAUUUUUUUCACAGCAUACACUAUCUACUUUUUAAAAUAAUUCAUACUUAUUACCCUGGAAAAUCCACUAAUUAAGAUGGUCUAUAUUUUUCAAUUUAAAGUUAUUAAAAUAACUUUUAAUAUAUAUUCAUAAACCCUAAAAGUAGUUUUCUUGAUUAAGCUUAUUUAAUUUCUUUAGUGCUUUAAUCAGUUUUUCAUUGAAAAUUUCAAAAUUGUAUUAUUGAUAAUUUUGUCACUUCUUCAAUAAUAGUUAAGUAUAAUAACAGUUUAAGUUAAAUACAAUAUUUCCAUAAUAUACUCAUCAUUAUACUUUUCUGUACAAUUUUGAAAUCGAUUAAUUGAUUGAUAGAUUGAUUUUGAAAUCGGGUUGAUAAAUGUGUGUAAAAAAAUUGAAAUACAUAAAAAGAAAUAUAUAUAUGUAUACUAUUACAGAUUAAAAUUAUUUUGUGUGUAUCUUAAUAGAUUUAGAAUAUAAACAUUAAAUUAACUGUCUUAAUAACAUAAAUCAAAGUUUUAAUAUUCUAAUUUUUGUAUUCAAUUAAUUUCCUGUGUAAUCUAAUAAUUGUUGAGUUGUACACUAUUUAAGUGGUUCUUUAUAUACCUAGAUAAAACAAAAAAAAAAAAAUUAGUUCUUACAAUUAGUGGAUCCACUUACAAAAACUCUGUGCAUUUUAAAUAUUUUAUUUUAAACAAUUUAAAAUCAAUACAAGUUUUCUACAAUAUGUAGAUAUAUUGAAAACUACUAAAUCCUUAAAGUAAACUAAUCUCUGUUUAAAACUGUUAAUCAAGUUACGUUAUAUUAUAUUUUCUUUUAACUUAAAAAUAAUAAAACACUCUAUGAUGUGUGAAACUAGUGUCAAACAUUCAGUAGAAGUCCGUAUCCAAAUUCCUUGUACACACAACCUAUUUUUUACUGUUAUAACUGAACCUCGAUAAAUAAUAAUACAUGUUUUAUUCUCGGGACAAACAAUAUUUUAAAAGUGAAAAUAUUAUAAAGUAGUAACUAAAAAAGGUGUGGCUGAUGAACAAACAUGUCAGUUUGUCAACACUUGUGUUGUUUAGAUAUUAUAUAAAGUAUAGUGUGUAGGUACUGUGUAGUAUUUUUGAUUGAUGGGAGAGAAACCAAUUGUAUUUUAUAAAUAAACAAGCACAAAUAAAUAAUGAAGACAUAUUUUAGUCAAAUGUGGGUCAUAUUCAUACUCUACUGUUGUUUUCCUUAAAAUUGUACAAAGUACAUUUAUGUAAAUCAACAAAAUAGUAUUAUUUACUUUUUUUUUCCAAGGCGACUUGUGUCAUUUUAAUCAUUAGAUAAAUUAAUUCUUGUUGUGUAUACUCUUUAGAAUAGAUUAUAAUAUAUAUAAUUGAUUACCUAUUUGAAAGAGAGCUAAUAUUUAGUUGCAAUUUCAUCAUACAUUAUUUUAGUCAUGUUCUAAAAGACACUAGUAGUAUGAUAAUAAUAAUUAGAGGGUAUUAAAUUUGUGAAGUAAAAUAUUUAUCAAGUAUAAUUCAAGAUCAAAUGGUGUUAAUUAUUGAACGCUAGAAUACAAAAUUAAAUGUAAAAUAAUGGGUGAUGCGUGUUUUUAGGGUUUUUAAUUGGCACCACUUUAUAAAUUAUAAUAAUACAUUGGUGGGUAACUUAACUAGUAGUUAAACAUGUGAAUAGGGUCACCGCCCAAAGUAAACUUGUUCAUUAUAAUCAAUAUAAUUCAAUUUAAUAGGAAAUAAAAUGUAUAAAAUUAGUAUUAGUUGAGUAGUUGGGUAAUUAGGUAUUAUUUAAAUUGGUAAUAGAAAACAAGCUGAAAGCAUCCGAGCUUUUAUGUUUUAUAUUUCUAUUACAGUUGGACUUUUCUUGUCCAUCACAUUGGACACUAUUGUACAACAGCAAUCAACAUGGUAUCGGAAGUAAUAGGUAAUUAUUUCUAAGUAACUAUAAUAUAAUAUAAUUUUUAUUACCAUUUAAAAGUGUGUUCUUGUGCUUCCCACGUGAAUGUUUUAUAAAUUCCGUGUGGCUGCGUUACAAGAUAACUGAGAAAUAUAAACUUUUUUUUUUUUGGUUUUUUUUGUUUUUUUUUUUACUAUAUAUAUACAGAUUUUUACAUCACGUGUUAAGUUAUCGAGGACCAACAUUAACGUUCUUGCGAGGUGAUGAGGGUGUUUUGUUUUGCAUGGGAGCCACGUCUGAAUGGCGAGAGUCACACCAGUAUUGGGGUGGAGAUGAUACUAUCAUUUUAGAAUUAUUACCACAUUACAAAGUAAUUAACCGUAAGUAUUACAACACAGUAUCAUCAACAAACUCCUUUAUGAGCUUCGAAAUAAUUAUUCUUGUUCAUAUUGGUUCUAUGGCCUUUAAAAUUAAUUUCAAUCUUUUAAAUUGAUUGAUUGAUUGAUUUUUUUUUUUUUUUUUUUAAGGUGGUCCAAAGUCCAUGUAUCUGAACACAUCCAUCCGAGGGUAUCCAAAAGGUAUCAGAGCCGGUAGUGACCCAAGAAAACCAUCUAUCCAAGUUGAUGAAUCUUUCCAACAUGUUGAACAUUGUGGGAUACCGUACAAGUUAGAGAGUGUUGAAGUUUGGGGAUGUGGUACACCUACAAAUAGGUAUAAUCAUAUUUCCAUCUCAUAUAUUUUUCUACUAGUGCAUAAACAUUUGGCCAAUAUAAUGGUUGAAAUAUUAUUUUAAUUAAAAUUAUAGGGAAGUACAAUUGGAUAUAAAGAAUUGGCAAAUCAAAGAGGCAGAGAAGAAUCGUAAAUUAAAAUUAACAUCAAAAGAAUGGCUAGAUCACCCAGAUAGAUACUUAUUGGAAUUAGCAGGACGACAAACAUAUUCAACAUAAUAAAAACAGCAGUUAAAUCAGAUUGUUCAAUGUUUUUUUUCAGUCAUCGUGUAAUAUUUUUGUAUGUGUACAUAGGAUAUUUUUUUAACUAAAUUUCAAACUCGUUAAUACUUUAAUUUCUCGACGUACUUACAGUUCCAAGAGUAUUAUUUUAUCAGUAUUAACCGGAUAUCAAAAUAAUUUAUACUGUGAAUUAAGCUUCUUGAAAAAAUUGACCAUAGUUUCAACUAUAAAUAAUUAAACUAAUAUAAAAAAAAAAAAGGUUAAAUUGUUAAAAGUUGAAAUAAAUCUCUAUAUUAUUUAUAAUUAUUUUUUUAUAAUAAAAGUAUUUAAUAUUGUGUCAUCUAGUUUAAUGAAUAAACAAUAUUUUGUUUAAUUUUGAAUUUGAGUUGAAUUCAAUUUAACUCUUACAUUUUAAAUAUCCCAUCCCCAAACAAUUUACAAAAGUUUUAAUAUAAAAUUAGACUCAUUAUUUUCUAUUAAUAUUGAAUUUGAUAUACAAUUUUCUUUCUUCUUAUCAAAUGUAAAGGUUAAAAAUUUUAUUUUAUUAAACCAAAAUUUUUUUUUGUCAAGUGAUAAAUCUGUGAUGUAAUAUUAAAGCUCAUUUAAUGAUCGUUUAAGCAAUUUUUAUUAAAUUACUGACGAAUUUAAAAGCAAGUCUGAGGGAUUUUCAAUCUCAAAAAUGUAUUUGAAGAGCUAUAAAAAAAAAUCUAUUUUUUGUAAUGUAUUCUUGUGAAUUAAUUUUUUUUUGUGUUUAUUUAUAUAAAAAUAUUAAAACGUAAGAAAAUACUUGUAUAUUUAUUUUGUAUGGUGUGUAAACUCGUGUUUAUAAAAAUAUAUUUUGGAGAUAAAUAUAAGAUGAAUAUUUAUUUACAACUCUUUUUCACUCAUAAUUAUUAAAUCACUUUAUCAUAGAAAUUCUUAUUAUAUACAAACAUUUUUUUUUUUUUUUUUUAAAUAAUUUUAUUGUAAAAUUUUCAUUAUAAUCUUAUAACAAUACUUUUUGCAAUAAAAAACAAAAAAAG
This is a messenger RNA of Cinara cedri, 20479 nucleotides long. Lineage: Eukaryota; Metazoa; Arthropoda; Insecta; Hemiptera; Aphididae. The record is from the annotation of a GenBank genome assembly.